GCCCUUUGAGCCAGGGGCCCUUCAGGUAGGAGGUGCUGGGUGACUUUGUAUGUCCGCAUUUUCGGUGUAGAGUGUUGCAGGCCUUUCAGGUUUGAUCUCAAGCUCUGUGGAAAUCAUGCUACGUCAAAUCAUCUCUCAGGCCAAGAAGCAUCCUAGCUUGAUCCCCCUGUUUGUCUUUAUUGGAGCUGGAGGUACUGGAGCAGCACUGUAUAUCACACGCCUGGCAUUGUUCAAUCCAGAAGUCAGUUGGGACAGAAAGAAUAACCCAGAACCCUGGAACAAACUGGGUCCCAAUGAUCAGUACAAGUUCUACUCAGUGAAUGUAGACUACAGCAAACUGAAGAAAGAAGGUCCAGACUUCUAAAUGAAAUAUUUCACUAUAAAGAUGCUUAAAAUGAAGGUCUUCCAGAAGCCAUCCACACAAUUUUCCACUUAACCAGGAAUUCUCUCCCUUUUAAAUACACAAAAUCAUGUUUGUGUAUUAUUGGGUUUAUACUGAUUAAUAAAUAUCUGAAAUGUG
This is a messenger RNA of Erinaceus europaeus (western European hedgehog), 520 nucleotides long. It is a transcript of the gene COXFA4, whose product is annotated as NDUFA4 mitochondrial complex associated. The record is from RefSeq and is a predicted model, not a curated record. Lineage: Eukaryota; Metazoa; Chordata; Mammalia; Eulipotyphla; Erinaceidae. Bases 116 to 364 code for a protein of 82 amino acids. The transcript has 4 exons.